CAUUUCUUAUCACCUUAUCAGUCAGCUGUCACUGUCAUUCUGUCAUUCAUUUACAGCAAUAAAAUUUUGAAGGGCAAAUUAACUUUGUGAGAAAGUGUUUUAUUUUACGUUUUGAAUUAAACACAUUUUAAAAAUCAAAAUGAGCGCCUUUGCAAGAAAAAUGUUUGGUCAACUGAAGAGUAAGGAGUUCAGAGAUUAUUUAAUGAGCACACACUUCUGGGGUCCAAUAGCAAACUGGGGAAUUCCGUUAGCAGCUCUCGCAGACAUUAAGAAAGAUCCCAGCUUUAUCAGUGGAAAAAUGACAUUAGCGCUAACAUUCUACUCGAUGAUGUUCAUGCGCUUCGCGUGGCGCGUCCAGCCCCGCAACAUGCUUCUCUUCGCGUGUCACUUCACCAACGAGUGUGCGCAACUCACGCAGGGCGCUCGCUUUAUCAACUACCAUUACAUCGAGGGGCCGAAACCUGUGGAGGAGAAGAAGGAAUAAGUUUAGUGGGGAUUGGUUGCUUGAUGUUGGAGUCUGGAGUCGAGAAUGGAGAGUUUUCUGAGAGCUCAUAAAAAGAUACAGGGUGUGCCAGGUAUUCCAUGAGUGUGGCACACACUUCUACUAUCACCAACAUAACUUAAGGUAUAAACCCGAGGUACUGGGUACUGGGUGGUAGUACUAAAAUCGGAAUUAACAUGAAGAAGGCGUGAAAUGUGUCAGUUUUGGGAAAAACGUUUUCAAACGGAAGUUAUGAUUUUUUCAAUUGCCGGGCUAGUUGGCCUUGGAUUUAACUUUAAUCUAUGACUUACUCCUAUUUUAUGAGCUCUCAGAAAACCUUCCAUUCACAGCGGGUUAGCCUGUUAGACCGCAGCUCAGGUGGUUCAUUAUGCAGUUUGAGAGUAGUGAUAUUCCGAAUUUGUAGUUGAAGAUAAAGAAUCAAAAUGAAAAUGGCGGACGGACACACUAAUCGCGGAUUCUCUGAAUCAUUUCUACUUCACACUCACGUAAAGGCUGCAUUUUCAAUUUGUUUAUUUAUCAGCACGAAAGCGCGCGUGUGCGAAUGAAUAUCACUGCUAUUUGCAUCUUAGAAGAAUUUAAUUAUUAAUCAUAGGUUGAAUUUGAAUGGAUUCUCAAAAACUGAGUAUAAAACAAGUGUAUCUUCGUACCUAUAGAGCUCGGGCUCAUUCAAUAUCAAUGGAAUAUCGAUAGAGUAUAGAAAUAAAAUACGUAAGGUAAAAUAAUACGUAAUAAAUACGUAAGGUACUGCUGUGAAUACAAGUGUUUAUACGUAAAGUCUGUAGCCAAAUGCCAACACGUAAACUUAGUGAUAUUAUUAACUCUGAAAACGUACAAAUUUAACGUCUUGCAAGAAAUAUGUUUCCCUUUUUUACGCCUUCAGGGUUAAAAUCUUAUAAUAUGUUUUAUGUAAAACCGGCUAUAUUGUUGUAGCCACAUUUUUAUUAUGGAAAACUUAGUUUUGUUAAUGCAAGGAUGUAGAUAGUGUAGUUAGCUUAAAUAGACAAAUAUAGCAUUUUCUCAACUGCCGUGGGCAGAAGUAGUUAUCUAUUACUAAUUAUUAUAACUAUACAGGUGAAUAUUUUUUGAUAAAAUUAUUUAUUUUAUUAUGUUCCAAAUACAUACUAUUGUUGAUCUGUUUAUACAA
Molecule: messenger RNA, 1646 nt
Organism: Plutella xylostella (diamondback moth)
Lineage: Eukaryota; Metazoa; Arthropoda; Insecta; Lepidoptera; Plutellidae
Gene: Mpc1
Product: mitochondrial pyruvate carrier
Biological process (GO): pyruvate import into mitochondria
Cellular component (GO): mitochondrial inner membrane
Source: RefSeq, a predicted model, not a curated record